Molecule: messenger RNA, 429 nt
Organism: Dalotia coriaria
Lineage: Eukaryota; Metazoa; Arthropoda; Insecta; Coleoptera; Staphylinidae
Gene: cype
Product: cytochrome c oxidase subunit cyclope
Exons: 3
Coding region: 133-351 (72 amino acids)
Source: RefSeq, a predicted model, not a curated record
UGGAAGUAGUUCCGUUAGACCGGAAGUUCAGUAGCUUGCGGCCAUCUUCUAGAAACUGACAACAAAUCCAGUAUCGACUGACGGACCGACUUGCUCGCCGAAAUUAUUUAAUUAAUUAAUCCAGAAGCAAAGAUGUCCGCCGCCAAGCCCGUACUCCGUGGAUUGCUCCACAAGCAGAUUACAAAGAAUCUCAGCAUUGCCAUUGGUCUCUGCAUUGCUGCUGGUAUUGCCCAGAAGAUGCUUUUGAAUGAACCUCGAAAAGCCACCUAUGCAAACUUCUACAAAACCUACAAUAUUGAUAAAGAAUUUGAGGAAAUGAGGGCAAAGGGUUUGUUUGAUUCUUGUAAGUGAAAAGUCACCAAAAUGUGUUAACAAGAUUAAAUGUAUAGGUAAUUGAAGUUAGAUGUAAUAAAAAGUUCAAAAAGUCAA